Messenger RNA from Penicillium waksmanii, 834 nucleotides. RefSeq lists its product as uncharacterized. Bases 1 to 834 code for a protein of 277 amino acids. The record is from RefSeq and is a predicted model, not a curated record. NCBI's taxonomy places the organism in Eukaryota, Fungi, Ascomycota, Eurotiomycetes, Eurotiales, Aspergillaceae. The transcript is spliced from 2 exons.
AUGGCAGGGGUUUCCCAUGGCUUUGCGCUGGUAGCACCAGCCUCGAGGGGGCUAGGCCUCGCAUUCGCCCAGCAAUUGCUCACGAAAACCGAGCUUCCAGUCGUGGCUACAACGCGAAAGAACUGUACUGGAGUUCGAGACCGAAUUCUUAACGGCAAGAAUGUACCUUCCAGUGCGAAAGGACGACUUCGCUUGUUUGAGGUUGACGUGAAAGACGAGUCCACGAUUUCGUCGAUGGCAGACGCAAUCCGGACGGAUUAUCCAGAUACACCGCUUCGUCUAGCAUUGACGGUUCCGGGAAUUCUUCAUGUUGAAAAAUCGCCAUCGCAAAUCGAUGCGGCAAGCGCACUAGACAGCUUUCAGGUGAAUGCUCUGGGUCCGCUCUUGCUCAUGAAACACCUGUCUCAAUUUCUUCCGGCUAAGUCUACGCCUGAAUUUCAAAUCAAAAGCACAUCAGAAACAGGAGGAGGAAGUCAACUAGAGCUACCGUCCCAUGCAGUGUAUGCGAUGAUGGCUGCGCGAGUGGGCUCGAUUUCUGAUAAUUCUUCCGGUGGCUGGUACUCCUAUCGUGCGAGCAAGGCCUCGGUAUUCCAACUGGCAAAGACCUUUGACUUGUACCUGCGAUCAAAGUCAGGGAAAAAUGCUCUAGCUGUUGCGCUACACCCCGGGACUGUUCGCACGGAUUUUACAAAGGAUUUCUGGAAGGGUAGAGAAAUGUUAGAGCCAUUAGAUUCAGCGGAGCGACUUUUGAAAUUCCUAAUCGGAAUGUCGCCGGAUUUUGAUGGGGGGAGAGGCAAGUGUUGGGAUUGGAAGGGAGACGAAGUAUACCCGUGA